CAUCAGAUAUUUAUUAUAUAUAUUAAAUGUUUUAUACACAUUUCAGCAUUUUAGAAAUGUUUGAAGGAUUUUUACACUCCACCCCUGCUCUCAUUAGAUGGCACCCCGGUUGGGAAACACUGGUCUAAAGCGGUGUGCUUGCAAAUAUAGUUGGUUUUGUGGAAAGAGUGUCGUGGUAAUUGUAUGAAUCAGUUGCAGUUUUAUUACCUGGUGACUCCUACACUGCCGUCACUCAUGACUAAUAAAUCUUUUGCAUUUCUUGACACUUUUGAUUUCAAAAAGUUAGGCGGUGCGGCUCGUUCCUUUGUCACGUCCAGCUUCAGACAAUAGUCCAUGAGGAAUAAAACGUCACCGUGCGUGUUGUAGGAACAUAAUCCACACUGGGUGGUGUGAUAUGUUUUAAACUCAACUUGUGAUUUUGUGUGUGUGUGUGUGUGUGUGUCAGAGCCAAAACAUCCUUGUCUGUCAGGUUUCUAAGUCAAUCUGUAAAAUGUUUAGCGAUUUCACGCACAGCGACAAACACAGAAACACACUGAUGAGCCUUGUAACCCUUUAAACCGUCCACCGUCGUUGUGAAUGUUGUCAUGAGCCGCAUCACAAAUCGAAAACUCUGACCUUACAUUCGAAAGUGUCCGUGAAUCUACAAGACUGGCACACAAAACAGAUCUUUUAGUAGGUUUUAAGGUGACAUGAGAGGUUUUUCUGGAACAUGGCAGAAAACUUAGUUACAGUUUCACCUCUGAUUGUUACAAACUCCUUUUGAAAUGCUAAAUAAAAUCUCAACACCAGAACAUCACCAUAUCAACAGUUACUGUGAGAUACAGUAUGAUAAAGGUAAAUACAGUGCAUUAACAUACUGUAGAUGAAUGAAAAUCCUCAGCAGCGGAGCGUUGGUUAGAAACUCAUUCUCGUAACCCUAGUAUGAAUGGUGUCACAGUGCUGCUACUUUCCCCCCCAUACGCUCUCCUGCACAAACACCUACACAACACAUUCCUGUGAUCCACAAAUCAAUCAUAUAAGAGUCCAGCCAGCCAGGAAUAGAAAGGAGAAAGCACAACUGUGAAGGAAUUUUGCACACGUUGGCCUGGUGAGCUAUUUAUAGUGCUGAGGGAGAGCUAUAAAUGAGGGAGGGCAGGAAGAGGAAGUGUUGCCUUGUUGUUAUGCCCUGCUUGGCAUGCCAUGGACAACCCCAGGUCAAAGGCACUGAGGCCAUAUGGUUAAAGUUUGGUCUGAUAAGGCACUGUGUCUAAACCACACACACACACACACACACACACACACACAUACAUACACACACAUACACACACAUACACACAAGCACAAACACACACACUCAAAUGCCGCUUUCAGUCUGUGCUUCGUUCCCUAGAUCUCGUCUAUUUGCGGUCAUGUCUCGCUUCACAAAAAUGUAAACUUCAUUUGCGCAAGCAAACAGAACCAGCAGAGUGCAAGAGGCUGCCCGAGCGCUGAAAGUGUGUCUGAACGUAGCCUGUUGUAUAAUCCCUCUAGGGGCCCCAGUGCUAUUUUUGUUCCUGGAUAUGCGUCACGAUUGGGUAUUUUCUCUGGUGACUAGCUUACAUCAGUAGGUCUCCUAGCAUACGCUCUAUCAGCGAGUGUCUUCUGAUUGAUGGGAGUUUCACUAGGCAGUUUCGUCUCUCGUAUUCUUGACUCCCUCGAAAUGGACAAAGGAAGUGCAAGCACCGAGGAACGCAGCAGAUGACUGAGGAGCCAGUGAAGCCAGGCUGUGGUCCAUGUAGUCUCAGCACCCUGGCUAAAGGAUCCUUUCUGGCCUUUCUGGUUCCUCCACGUCUCCCAUUCUCCCAGGAUUCUAUCACAGCACUCUUUGGAUACCUAAGGAAGACUUGAAGAUAAGAGAAGUCAGCGUGGACUUGGAUGAAACUAAAAUACUUAAUGAAUGUAACCAUGCCUAAAGAAUAAUUGAUACAAAGAAGUUUGGCUUUUGGUUUUAAAAAAAAAACUCAUUUUUAAAAAUUCAAAUCUGGAUCAAUUCGGAAAAUGGAAAUGGAGGACCUUUUGUUUAAGUGCCAUUGUUAUUAAAUCACCUGGCAUGACUAUAUAUUUGAAUGCAAUUUAAUAAACAGUACCUUGAGAAACAAAACUGAAAUACAGAAUAAUGGAGCCACAUGGAACAGCUGCUGGACAGAAAUGCAGCAAGGAACCACGUGAGAAAAACUCUUUACAAAGAAAGUGGGUCUCUGAGCCCUGCACUGGUACAAAGGGAAACACUUACGCAGAAAGCUUGCAAAGUGGUAUCAGUGGGACGGUUAUUGCAGCUUCUGGAAAGCUGCGUUUAGGUGCAGAGUCUCAAUCAUCUGCAGAAAGUCAUUUUUUCCCCAGGUCUUAUUCCUAUCAGUUACAACAUUCAUACCCACAGCAGCCCAUACAGAAGCCUUUCCUAACCGGUACAAAGUCACAACCUGGUUUGGAGCCCCAUGCUUGGCCUUUCCCAGGCAAAUUGCAGUCUCUGCCACAAGAUGAUGUGUUUUCUGUGCAUUCACAUUCUCAUGGAGCUUUCCCCCGUCAGAAGUCGCCAAGUUUACCUAGUGCUUUUUGCCAGUAUUCACAGUCAAGCUCUGAGCAAAAAGAGGAAGGACAUAAGAAGGAGCAGAAACCCAAGAAGCCAGGCAAGUACAUUUGCCAGUACUGUGGAAGGGCAUGUGCUAAGCCCAGUGUGCUUAAAAAACACAUACGAUCACACACAGGGGAACGGCCCUAUCCAUGUGAACCGUGCGGCUUUUCAUUCAAAACCAAGAGUAAUUUAUAUAAGCAUAGAAAGUCUCAUGCUCAUGCUAUUAAAGCUGGACUUGUACCCUUCUCUGAGCUGGCAACUCGCACAGACAUUGAUCAAGCAUCUUCAGUUGGUGAAACAGAGGUACAGUCUGAUGGAGAUCAAAGUACUGACACUGACGAAGAAACUGCAGAGGGGGCCAUGUACCCGGAAAAAAGUAGCUCCAUACCACAGAUAUCAUUUGACUCCAACAAAGGUCCUUUAGAUAAAGGUGGUGAACCAGCAUAUGCAGACUCGGCAGAAGAGUUGGCCAUGGCAUCUAUGAAAGUGCCUAUUUUAAUUGUUCCUAAACAGGGGCUUACAUCAGCAACCAUCGAGUGUACCCCAUUCACAGAAAUUAGGGGAUCCAAUAUCAGAGGAAUGGUCCAAGGAGAUGAGUCACAUACUGUCAAACAGAGACUUGCUUUAAGACUCACUGAUAAAAAAGGCCAGGACUCAGACCAGUCUCUGAAUCUGUUGAGUCCACACAGUAAAGGUAGCACAGAUUCUGGCUAUUUUUCUCGCUCAGAGAGUGCUGAACAGCAGAUUAGUCCACCUAACACCAAUGCAAAGACAUACGAAGAGAUUAUGUUUGGAAGAUCUUGGUAUUACCGACCCAUCUCCAGAUCUAGACAUCCCAUUACAAUGACUGCUACUGCUAGUCCUGACUCGCAAAACAAAUCUGCCAUGAUAGAAAUGGACAUGGGAAAGAUUUCAGAGGAUCACAUAUUUUUCAGAGGAACACAAAUGGUUGCAGCAUGUGACCCAAAGCAGUACCCUCGAGGUGCUCUCCUGGAAGCUCCUUCUGAGACAGGCCCACUUUUAAGAAGUAACUCAAUGCCAACAUCAUCCCCUACCAAUCUUAAUGUUCCAUCAGCUCUGAGAGGGAGUCACUCCUUUGAUGAAAUGAUGUCUCCAGAUGAUGUAUUUUAUCCAGGGGCUGCUGGUCUAAGGAGACUGAGAAGACAGGCUGCUUUUGAGCAUGGGGAAUCUGAGAACUAUGGCAAAAUGGGAGGUCCAUUUGCAGCUAUGAAGAUGGGGGAGAGAGAUCAGUUGAUGUCUGAGUUCAAAGGCUCAGGAUCAGAACUUGCUUGUCCUGAAAUGCGCACAGCAUAUGGCAGCUGUGGUACAAAGGUUGGAAUGUCAGAGAUGACCACAAGAAAACGUCGUAAAGAAAAGAGUGUUGGUGAUGAGGAGGAUUGUCCUGGGCAGUAUGAUGACAUGAAAAAUGUGUCUCUUGAAACAUCUGGGGACUAUGAUCUAAAACAAGGUAGUCAGGAAACUUUAGUGGCUGCCCAUACAGGUAGAGGAUCCAUGUACAGUGGUUACAAUUCAUUGGAAAGUUUUGAUAAAGUUGUUCAUCCAGAGGAUGUUGUGCUUGUUCAAGAUACAGACCGAAAGGCUGCUGGCAAUGUAAUAUCUGUUAUUCAACAUACUAACUUGCUUAGCAGGCCAAACUCAUUUGAAAAGACUGAGUCAAUUGAACAUCAAUCUUAUCAUCCAGAAAAGCCUGUUGGCCAACUGUCUGAGCAGUCUGACGCUGAGAACAAUGAUGAUGUGCAGAGUCCUGACUCUAUUCUGAGGUCUGAGAGCAUGGAGCAUCAACAGCAAAGUGACAGUGAAUUAGCAUCCAUUUCACCUAGUCAGCAAUACCAUAUGCCCCACAAACUUGUACGGCAACCUAACAUUCAAGUACCUGAAAUUAGAGUCACAGAAGAACCAGAUAAACCAGAGAAAGAACCAGAGGUGCCAGCUAAAGAACCAGAAAAGCAUGUGGAGGAAUUCCAGUGGCCACAGAGGAGUGAGACUCUGUCCCAACUCCCAGCAGAAAAAUUGCCUCCAAAGAAAAAACGUCUGCGUCUUGCAGACAUGGAGCACUCAUCUGGGGAAUCAAGCUUCGAGUCUACCUGUACCAGUCUAUCAAGGAGCCCAAGUCAGGAGAGCAACCUGUCCCAUAGCUCAAGUUUCUCAAUGUCAUUUGAUAGAGAGGAUAACAUGAAGUCAGUGUCACCAACCAAGCAAGAAGAUUUUAGUAAACAAUCAGAAUUUUUAACUGUACCAGGGAGUGGUCAUUCUCUGUCAAUACCAGGCCAUCACAAGGAGAUGCGUCGCUCCUCAUCAGAACAGUCACCUUGUGGUUUACCUACUGAGGUCCCAGAAACUCGUAGCAAAUCAUUUGAUUAUGGAAGUCUGUCAACCAAUUCAAGACAAGGGGAGUUAUAUGCAAGUGCAUCAUCCAUGAAGGAACGUAGACGUGGAUAUCUGGUUAGACAGGCAUCUCUGAGUGUCUAUCCUGAAGUUGUACCUCAAGAGCAAUGCUCUGAGUUAAACAUUAAACAAGAGCUUUCUGACCCCCAUGCUUCACCUUCUUGGCAAGGCACCUCAUCUCUAACUGCUCUACCACACCUUGUAGCUGGAAGUGAUCUAGUAAGGCAAAAAAGAGGAUCAUAUCACUUGCUUCAGCAGAGCAUCAGUGAAGACAGCCAAUCAGACGACUUGCAAAAGUCACCAUGCUUGCCAGGCCAACUGUCAACAGACAGUGAGGCUUCAAUACAUGAGCACAUGAGCCAGGAUGUAAUGCACCACUCCUCAGUUCCAAGUAGCUUGGUGUCAUCACCGUUUUUUCAGACAGUGGUCUGGUAUACUGACUCAACACGACCCAGGCAACACCAAGGUAUCCAUCAGCUGCAGAAAUUACAUAUCCGACCACCAAAUCAACAACCUAAUGUACAGAAAUCCCACCAACCUCUUCAUCAAAUACAGGUGCACAAUGAAUCAAAUACUGAUGGGGCAAGUCAAACAUAUCCUUAUGUCUCAAGAGGUUCUCCACAAACUAUUGGCACUUCAUCAAAAGUGCUCACCACAAACUCAGUUUUCUCACAGCAAAUUCAGCCAGGAUUUACCACUCAAAAUGUAGGUUCACAGCCAUCACAUCCUGGAAUGCUAGUUCCUGUUAGAAUUCAAACAAAUGUGCCAUCAUAUGGUAGUGUUAUGUACACAAGUGUUUCACAAAUUCUUGCUACUCAUGCUCAAAGUACUACUUCUCUCAGAUUAAUAGGCUCAGACAAUACAUCUACCAGUUCACUUACGGGCAUAUCUUCAAAACACCCAAUAGGGUUCAAUUUAUCAAAACUAUUAGGUCAUCCAGAAAGAUCUUUGCAAUAUCCACUUUGGAAAGUUCCUGAACCAUUACCUGGAAGACUGAAUACUGGCAUACCGUUGUCACUGACAUCAGGAACUAUUUCAACUACAGAUGCCUCCUCUAGUAUUGGAGGGAGUAAGAGAAUGCUGUCACCAGCCAGUAGUCUUGAACUUUUUAUUGGAAACAAGCAACAGAAACGGAUUAAGGAGGAAAAGAUGUAUGGUCAAAUAGUGAAAGAGCUAAGUGCAGUUGAGUUAAGUAAUUCAAGUGCACCAAAUGAUGGUGACGCAUCACCACAGCCUGAUGUUUUAAAGAGAGAUGACUUAGAUGAUCUAGAGAGGAUGUCCUCAUCUCCACCAGCUAAUUACCCAUCAUCUAUAUUCUCCUCUGCAUCUGAUGUGCCACAAAAGGAAAGUUUUACUCCACCUCUACAAAUUGUGAUGAACACUUCUAAAAGAGUUGAGUCCCCAGAGGAGCUUGAUGUAGACAAAGGCACUCCAGACACCAUCUCAGGCCCUGAAUCAAUGAUCUCUUCCAGUGAUACUCAAGAUGAACUGAAGCAGACCAAGAUCCCAGUAAACAUGUUGGUGCAACUUGCUGCCAGUCAGGGUGGUGCUGUAUGUGGGAGCACUCUCCUGCUCACUGACUUAGCAGAUGUUGAUCAGUUCUUUCAGUUUCCAAGUCUACGUACAACAACAAGUGUUAGCUGGUGCUACCUAAAUUACACCAAGCCAAACUAUGCUCAGACAACUCCCUUAACCUCUGUUUAUGGCUCAUGGUGUGUCAGCUCCUAUAACCCAAACCCACUCAGCCUCAGCACCAAGGCAACCCUGGCAUUACUCUGCUCCAAACAGAGGAGAAACACAGAAACUUAUACAAUGGCUGCCAUGUAUCAGCCAGGGACUGGAAAACUUGUCUCAUCCCUGUCGUGGAAGCAGAAGUUUGAGCAGAUGAAGCCAGAGCUCAUGAAGCUGGAUAUUGGCAAGUUGGGAAAGAAAAUUAAAGGGGUAAUCUCAAGGGACAGAUUGAGAGAGGACCAUGGAGAGAAGGAGGCUUCAUCAAAGCAGGCUGAACCUACACGCAUUAAAAUCUUUGAAGGAGGGUACAAAUCCAAUGAGGACUAUGUUUACGUGCGGGGCAGAGGUCGGGGAAAAUACAUAUGUGAAGAGUGCGGUAUCCGCUGUAAAAAGCCAAGCAUGCUGAAGAAACACAUUCGCACGCACACUGACGUUAGGCCAUAUGUCUGCAAGUUCUGCAACUUUGCUUUUAAAACAAAAGGAAACCUGACAAAACACAUGAAGUCAAAAGCCCACAUGAAGAAAUGCUUGGAGCUUGGGGUGUCGGUGACAUGUAUAGAUGACGUGGAGGGAGUUGAUACUGCUGAGGAGAUCCAAAGAGAUACUGGAAAGAUUGGCAUGUUAGAAAUCAUGGCGGAGCACCAAUUUUCAGAUGCUGAUGAUUCAGAUGGGGCUGAGGAAGAUGGUGAUGAGGUGGAUGAGGAUGAAGAUGAUGAUGACGAUUAUGAUGGUGAUUCAACACCAAAGACACCCUCUCGAAGCACAAGCCCACAGCCCUAUGUCAUCCCCUCACAUUCUGUCACUGCAGUUGCUGCAUCCCAUGACACUGGCCCUGAUCCAUUAGGCUCAGCUUCGAAGCAGCCACUGUUUGGUUAUUAUGCUAGUUUGCCCAGUAUUCAAAUCACUCAACUCAUGGUGCCUAGUGAGAAGACUAGAGAGAGCCAGAUGGCAGAAUACCAGAAACUGCUGCAAGGAGCUUUGGGUGAAGACCCCAAAAACAGAUUGGAGAUGCCUAGCUCCAUGGGUGAAGACCCUGGCUUGUCGCCAGAGCAUAGCUCAUCUUCUUUUGAAUUCUCUCCUUCUCGUCUGUCCUCACCUAGCUGUGACUCCUCACCUCUUCGAGAGCCCUCACCGAGUUGUAGGUACUUGUCCCCAAAACGGGACCUCUCCCCACGGGGUCGUUUGUCACCAAGAAGGGAGGCAUCCCCCCUUAGACCUCUGUCCCCCAGGAGAGAUAUGUAUAGAAAGGAUCUGUCUCCAAGGAGAGACAUGUCCCCCAGAAGCCUCCUUUCACCUAUCUCCCAUACAGGGUGUCCAGUGUCUCCCGCAAGAGAUCUCUCUUACAGACGUGAGCUGUCUCCCAGAGGCCGCCACAAGGGCAUACUGAGACCAUUGUCUCCCAGAAGGGCACCUCACCCUCACAGUGGACCUUGGACACUCAACCAGCAUCCACAUAGAGAAAUGGUUUCAGUGGCUCAAAAGAACAGGAGCCACUCAGAAAUGAAUAUGAAUCAGAGGAAGAGUUGCUAUCCACAAGGAGAUAUUCACAGCACAGGAGCUCCCUCUACACACCAAGGUCUUUUUAGCCAUCUUCCCCUCCACUCCCAACAACAGGUUCGUACACUAUUCCCUAUGAUUCCAAUUGGUGGAAUCCAAAUAGUGCCAGGCCUGGCCCACCCCGCUCGCCUUCCUCUUAAGACAGCUACAUCAGAGGAGUCCAGCGAGACAUCUUUCCGCUUCUCAGAGGGUUGUGAAUCUAACAACACCCAAGGUGCAGAGGAUUCAGCUCAACCACAAGAAAUGGCCCUGUCCCCAAAAGCUGUAAGUUCAGUCCCCUCACCUUCUUCUCAGAGGUCCAGAGAUGACGGUAAGAAGCAAGAAGAAGGCAUCAUGACAUGCACUAAGGCCAUUGCUUCUUUGCGCAUUGCCUCAGAGGAACCCUUAGGAAAGGUGGCUGGUUCCAUCGAGCAGAUCCAACAGCACACAUUGUCUCAUUCUCCUACCCCCCAGCAAGAGAGUACAGCAAGGGGGAUUCAGAAAUUUAGUAGCUCAGAGUUCAGGCAUGCCAACACAGAAACUGGGGUGUCUGCCACAUCAAAGGCUCCCACAGGAGCCUGUCCCACUCUUUACAUUACAGGGGCUACAGAGAGGUCACCCGACCCACAGGGCCAUAGCAAGAAUCCAUCCAGCACAACAAAUGACUGACAACAGCUGAAUAAUGUCAAAAUGGAGGACAGUACAUUACACUCAUACUGUAUGUUUACGCAUACACAGUCACACUCAAAUACUAGAGUGUACAUGUACAGUGUAGCAUGCCUUUUAUAACCUGGUUUGCUGUUUUAACUAUGGUUACUUUCUUAUUUAAAAUGUUAGAGAAUAACCUAUAUGUUAACUUAUACCUGUAUAUGAGCCUGACCAAAAUUGCUUAUGAACUCUGUCUGGUACUCUAAAGUGUACAGAUCUGUGUGCCUUUUUUCAUUCAUGCUUAUAUUCUUAUAAGCAUAUAAAACAUGAAGACAUGUAAAUAUGUCAAAAAAUUUGUGUAUCAGCUUUGUAUUAAAUGCAGGUUGCUGUCUUUUUGGACACCGGAGUCUAAAUGAUGUGAAGUAUCAAUAUAUGUACGGUUGCACUAAAACAUAUUUUUAUAUGAGUGAAAUGAAAUGGCUUUUGUGUACAGCAUCAAUUCUAUAAUAAUAUUUAUUGUAUCUUGUUUCAUAAAUUGUAAAAAAAAAUUUCUUAAUGUUGUGAAUGCCUUUGCUAAGUAAAGCAUGGAUUUUACUAUUGCGUAAUAAGAACAACAACAUAUGUAAAUGGCUUUCUAUUAGAAAUAUUCAUAUACUUCCAGUCAAACUUGUUUUAUUGGGUUUUCUCUCUGACACACACAAAAACACACACACACACAUACAUACACACCACGUGUGUGUGUAUGUGUGUGUAUAAAUAAUUGUAUAAUUUCUUUUACAUUGGCAAACCACAUAACACAGUACAAUGAUUGGUAGCUUUAAGUUCUGACUACCCCUUGUCUGUCAGCUAAAUAGGCUACACACUAGUUGUGAUAUUGCUGCUCUUUUAUUUAGAACUGUCAAGCAUUAAGUGAAUCAGCUUGUCGACUUGUUCACUUCCUUUGAAAACAUUCUGAAUUGGUUGUGAAAUGUUAAUCAUGUCGCUUGAAGUAUUUGUUUUAUUGAUUAGUAUGGGGAACAUUCCAACAGAUGUAUAUACUGAAUGCCCAUAAUCCUCUAUACUCACACUCAAACAUACAUUGAAGGAGUCCAUGGGCCAUGCCAUCAGUCCACAAACCUUUUUUUUUUUUUUUUUUUUUUUUUUUU
This is a messenger RNA of Ictalurus punctatus (channel catfish), 10056 nucleotides long. It is a transcript of the gene hivep2a, whose product is annotated as HIVEP zinc finger 2a. Gene Ontology annotation, biological process: regulation of transcription by RNA polymerase II. Gene Ontology annotation, cellular component: nucleus. Gene Ontology annotation, molecular function: DNA-binding transcription factor activity, RNA polymerase II-specific; RNA polymerase II cis-regulatory region sequence-specific DNA binding. The coding region runs from base 2135 to 8932 and encodes 2265 amino acids. NCBI's taxonomy places the organism in Eukaryota, Metazoa, Chordata, Actinopteri, Siluriformes, Ictaluridae. The transcript has 8 exons. The record is from RefSeq and is a predicted model, not a curated record.